AUGGAUUGUACACCUGACUCGUCCGGCGAAGACGACGACGGCCACCAGCAGAAUCGACGUAAGCGGACUGGCGAAGCCACCUCCGGGGCGGACGAGGGCUUUCGGAAGCCGCUGAAGAAAAAAAUUUCGAAGCAGCGGCCAGACGCGGACGCGGUGCCAACGUCCAACCGCUAUGACGUCAUCCAGGAUGGCGCGGACGACGGUCAACUGCCACCACAGCAGCAGCAGGGGGCACAGCAGCAGCAGGGGCCGGAGAGGCAAGAACCUCUUCCGGCUCCUCAGCCGGAGAGGCAAGAACCUCUUCCGGCUCCUCAGCCGGAGAAGCAACAGCCUCCUCCGGCUGCUCAGCCGGAGAAGCAACAGCCUCCUCCGGCUGCUCAGCUGGAGAAGCAACAGCCUCCUCCGGCUGCUCAGCUGGAGAAGCAACAGCCUCCUCCGGCUGCUCAGCUGGAGAAGCAACAGCCUCCUCCGGCUGCUCAGCUGGAGAAGCAACAGCCUCCUCCGGCUGCUCAGCUGGAGAAGCAACAGCCUCCUCCGGCUGCUCAGCUGGAGAAGCAACAGCCUCCUCCGGCUGCUCAGCUGGAGAAGCAACAGCCUCCUCCGGCUGCUCAGCUGGAGAAGCAACAGCCUCCUCCGGCUGCUCAGCUGGAGAAGCAACAGCCUCCUCCGGCUGCUCAGCUGGAGAAGCAACAGCCUCCUCCGGCUGCUCAGCUGGAGAAGCAACAGCCUCCUCCGGCUGCUCAACGAAGGCGAGGAGACGAAGGCGAGGAGACGAAGGCGAGGAGACGAAGGCGAGGAGACGAAGGCGAGGAGACGAAGGCGAGGAGACGAAGGCGAGGAGACGAAGGCGAGGAGACGAAGGCGAGGAGACGAAGGCGAGGAGACGAAGGCGAGGAGACGAAGGCGAGGAGACGAAGGCGAGGAGACGAAGGCGAGGAGACGAAGGCGAGGAGACGAAGGCGAGGAGACGAAGGCGAGGAGACGAAGGCGAGGAGACGAAGGCGAGGAGACGAAGGCGAGGAGACGAAGGCGAGGAGACGAAGGCGAGGAGACGAAGGCGAGGAGACGAAGGCGAGGAGACGAAGGCGAGGAGACGAAGGCGAGGAGACGAAGGCGAGGAGACGAAGGCGAGGAGACGAAGGCGAGGAGACGAAGGCGAGGAGACGAAGGCGAGGAGACGAAGGCGAGGAGACGAAGGCGAGGAGACGAAGGCGAGGAGACGAAGGCGAGGAGACGAAGGCGAGGAGACGAAGGCGAGGAGACGAAGGCGAGGAGACGAAGGCGAGGAGACGAAGGCGAGGAGACGAAGGCGAGGAGACGAAGGCGAGGAGACGAAGGCGAGGAGACGAAGGCGAGGAGACGAAGGCGAGGAGACGAAGGCGAGGAGACGAAGGCGAGGAGACGAAGGCGAGGAGACGAAGGCGAGGAGACGAAGGCGAGGAGACGAAGGCGAGGAGACGAAGGCGAGGAGACGAAGGCGAGGAGACGAAGGCGAGGAGACGAAGGCGAGGAGACGAAGGCGAGGAGACGAAGGCGAGGAGACGAAGGCGAGGAGACGAAGGCGAGGAGACGAAGGCGAGGAGACGAAGGCGAGGAGACGAAGGCGAGGAGACGAAGGCGAGGAGACGAAGGCGAGGAGACGAAGGCGAGGAGACGAAGGCGAGGAGACGAAGGCGAGGAGACGAAGGCGAGGAGACGAAGGCGAGGAGACGAAGGCGAGGAGACGAAGGCGAGGAGACGAAGGCGAGGAGACGAAGGCGAGGAGACGAAGGCGAGGAGACGAAGGCGAGGAGACGAAGGCGAGGAGACGAAGGCGAGGAGACGAAGGCGAGGAGACGAAGGCGAGGAGACGAAGGCGAGGAGACGAAGGCGAGGAGACGAAGGCGAGGAGACGAAGGCGAGGAGACGAAGGCGAGGAGACGAAGGCGAGGAGACGAAGGCGAGGAGACGAAGGCGAGGAGACGAAGGCGAGGAGACGAAGGCGAGGAGACGAAGGCGAGGAGACGAAGGCGAGGAGACGAAGGCGAGGAGACGAAGGCGAGGAGACGAAGGCGAGGAGACGAAGGCGAGGAGACGAAGGCGAGGAGACGAAGGCGAGGAGACGAAGGCGAGGAGACGAAGGCGAGGAGACGAAGGCGAGGAGACGAAGGCGAGGAGACGAAGGCGAGGAGACGAAGGCGAGGAGACGAAGGCGAGGAGACGAAGGCGAGGAGACGAAGGCGAGGAGACGAAGGCGAGGAGACGAAGGCGAGGAGACGAAGGCGAGGAGACGAAGGCGAGGAGACGAAGGCGAGGAGACGAAGGCGAGGAGACGAAGGCGAGGAGACGAAGGCGAGGAGACGAAGGCGAGGAGACGAAGGCGAGGAGACGAAGGCGAGGAGACGAAGGCGAGGAGACGAAGGCGAGGAGACGAAGGCGAGGAGACGAAGGCGAGGAGACGAAGGCGAGGAGACGAAGGCGAGGAGACGAAGGCGAGGAGACGAAGGCGAGGAGACGAAGGCGAGGAGACGAAGGCGAGGAGACGAAGGCGAGGAGACGAAGGCGAGGAGACGAAGGCGAGGAGACGAAGGCGAGGAGACGAAGGCGAGGAGACGAAGGCGAGGAGACGAAGGCGAGGAGACGAAGGCGAGGAGACGAAGGCGAGGAGACGAAGGCGAGGAGACGAAGGCGAGGAGACGAAGGCGAGGAGACGAAGGCGAGGAGACGAAGGCGAGGAGACGAAGGCGAGGAGACGAAGGCGAGGAGACGAAGGCGAGGAGACGAAGGCGAGGAGACGAAGGCGAGGAGACGAAGGUUACACAAAUUGAUGAAUGUUAG
Messenger RNA from Schistocerca cancellata (South American locust), 2817 nucleotides. Its product is annotated as trichohyalin-like. NCBI's taxonomy places the organism in Eukaryota, Metazoa, Arthropoda, Insecta, Orthoptera, Acrididae. The coding region runs from base 1 to 2817 and encodes 938 amino acids. The transcript is spliced from 4 exons. The record is from RefSeq and is a predicted model, not a curated record.